Molecule: messenger RNA, 474 nt
Organism: Pediculus humanus corporis (human body louse)
Lineage: Eukaryota; Metazoa; Arthropoda; Insecta; Psocodea; Pediculidae
Product: dynein light chain Tctex-type, putative
Exons: 1
Coding region: 1-474 (157 amino acids)
Biological process (GO): microtubule-based movement
Cellular component (GO): cytoplasm; cytoplasmic dynein complex
Molecular function (GO): dynein intermediate chain binding
Source: RefSeq, a predicted model, not a curated record
AUGGAUAACAACGAUGAUGACGAUGAAGAAAAUUUAGAACGUGAUAAAAAUAAAUCAUCGAUGAUUUUCGAAGAACUUUCCGAAGCUGAUUUUAUCGAUAAUUUAGAAGGUUUCGAUAGGAAUUCAGAAUAUCAAAUUCGUCCCACGUUAGCUGAUAAAUUUAAAUCGUUAUCCGUUAAAGAAUUAAUACACACAGUCCUUCACGAAGAACUAGGGGGUAAAGUGUAUUCAAUGGAUAAAUCAGAAGAAUGGACGAAAACAAUAGUAACCAAUGUUAAAGAUUCAGUCAAAGGAUUAGGAUUUAAAAGAUAUAAGAUAAUUGUACAAACGAUAUUGGGUCAAAAUAAAGGUUCAGGUGUUAAAAUAGGAGCAAGGUGUCUUUGGGAUGCUGAUACGGAUAAUUUUGCAUCUGAUAGUUUUUUAAAUGAUACAAUGUUUUGUUGUGUGACAGUUUUCGGAAUAUAUUGUUACUAG